Molecule: messenger RNA, 2040 nt
Organism: Ichthyophthirius multifiliis
Lineage: Eukaryota; Ciliophora; Oligohymenophorea; Hymenostomatida
Product: tRNA uridine 5-carboxymethylaminomethyl modification enzyme, putative
Exons: 5
Biological process (GO): tRNA wobble uridine modification; tRNA methylation
Molecular function (GO): flavin adenine dinucleotide binding
Source: RefSeq, a predicted model, not a curated record
AUGUUUACAUAAAGACUUUAUAAAUUCAAAAAAUUGAUAAAUAAAUAAUAUUUUCGCUUUUCAUCUUUGAAUUUCAAUAAAUAAUAUGAUGUAAUAGUUAUUGGUGGAGGCCAUGCAGGUUGUGAAGCAGCUCAUGCAUCAUCUAAAAUUGGAGCAAAAACCCUUUUAUUAACAUAAAAAAAGGACACAAUAGGAGAAAUGAGUUGCAACCCUUCUAUGGGGGGAAUAGGUAAAGGAACACUAAUAAGAGAAGUAGAUGCAUUAGGAGGGAUAAUAGGAAAAAUAAGUGAUUUAUCAGGUAUUUAAUUUAAGGUUUUGAACUCAAGUAAAGGAGUAGCUGUAUAAGGUCCAAGAGCAUAAAUAGACCGAGAAAUAUAUAAAAGAAAUAUGCAAAAUUAUUUAUUUAACCAUACAUCUAAUUUAGAUAUAUUAGAAGCAAGUUGCGAAAACUUAAUAAUAGAUGAAAAUGAAAAUAAAAUAAAGGGAAUAAUAACUUAAAAUAAUGAAGAAAUUCAAUGCUAAAAAGUAAUAAUUACAACUGGAACAUUUCUUAGAGCUUAUUGCUAUAUUGGAAAUAUAAAAUAUCCAGCAGGCAGACAUUUAAGAAAUUCAGAAAAAGUAGAACCCCCAUCAAUAGGUUUAGCGUAUACUCUCGAAAAAUACAAAUUUGAUAUCAAUAGAUAUACAACAGGUACACCUGCAAGAAUAGAUAAAUCGACGAUAAAUUUCGAAGGAUUAAAAACACAAGAAAGUGAUUAAAAAAUAACUCCUUUUAGUUUUAUAAAUUAAUUUAAUUAGCCAUUUAAACCAUUAAAUCCUUUAAUAAGAUGUUAUAUGACGGAAACAAAUGAUAUAACACAUGAAAUAAUAAAUAAAAAUAGACAUUUGUUGCCCACUUUUUAAGGAAAUAACGGAAAAGGAUAAGGACCAAGAUACUGUCCUGCAAUCGAAAAGAAGGUUGACCGUUUUCCUUAAAAAAAAAGCCAUUAAGUUUGGUUAGAACCAGAAGGAAUUGAAAAUAAUGUAGUUUAUCCAAAUGGUUUAAAUACUGCUUUUCCAGAAGACAUUUAAGUAGAAAUUUUAAGGUCAAUAAAAGGUUUGGAAAAAUGUAAAAUCAUUAGACCUGGUUAUGCAGUUGAAUAUGAUUUUGUAAAUCCUUAAGAGCUUAAAAAAACUCUUGAAACUAAAAAGAUUUCAGGAUUAUAUUUUGCAGGAUAAAUUAAUGGAACUACAGGAUAUGAAGAAGCUGCUUGUUAAGGAAUUAUUGCAGGUAUUAAUGCUGCGAGAUCAUUUUUGAGAAAAGAAGAGCUUAUUCUUGGAAGAGAAGAGGCUUUUAUUGGAGUUUUAAUUGAUGAUUUGAUUAGUUUAGGAGUUACGGAACCUUACAGAAUGUUCACUUCAAGGUCAGAGUUUAGGAUUAGUUUAAGGGCAGAAAAUGCAGAUUUUCGACUUAGUGAUUAUGCUAUAAAAUUAGGAAUGUUAACCAAAGAAUAGGAAGAAAUUUUUGAAAAAAAGAAAGAAAUGAAGAAAUAAAGUAAAGUCUUUUUAGAAUCGUUUAUUUUAAAAGGACAUUAAUGGUAAAAAAAUUUAAAUAUAAAAAUUAAUCAAGGAAAAUUAUCAGCGGCGGAUAUAUUAGUAAAAUAUGAAGUAAAAAUCGAUGAUAUAUAAAAUGCUUUUUUUUAAUAAUUUAAAGUACCAGAUUAAAUUAAAAAUCAUUUAGAAGCUGAAUAUAAAUAUAAAUUCUGUUUAGACAAAUAAGCUUAAGUAUUUUUUCUCUUUUCUUUUCUGAAAAUUAAAUUAAUUAUUAUAUAUUACUAAUAGGAAAUAUUUAAUUUAAAAUAAAACGAAAUCGAUAUUUCAAAUAUUGAUUAUAAAAAUAUUAAAUUCGCAGCAACUUAAGAAGAAAUUGAACUUUUGAAAAAAUUCAAGCCCAAUACUAUAUAUGCUGCAAGUAGAAUACCUGGAAUGAGAUCUUCUACGUUAACUUUUUUAUAUUAUUAGGCUAAAAAACAUUAUUUAUAAGACAUUAUUAAUUCUUGA